UUUGAAGCAGUCAGCUGAGCCCAACUUGUGCGGACGCGGCUCUAACAUCGUACAACAUGCAGGAUCACAAGCAACACGUUUAACCCUGUGCACUGUUUGUCAUUCCAACGUGUACAGAAAACAAUCCAGUUAAACACCCUCUCUUUUAAUUCCACGUCGCCGUUCUUUCCCCGUGAAGAAUACCGAUUUGAAGACUGUUGCGCAGGGGUUUGGAGGUGCAUGUUACCAGUCACACCAAUUACGGGGACACUGAGUAUGGCCUUAGCUGGAUGCCCAGACUACUUCCUCCAUCAUCCAAACUACCAGGACAAUGUUGACUGCACCCCUUCUCACAGACCAUCAAAUCUAAUCAGUUCAAGCUUCCAGCAGUCGUCCAAUCGGAAUUCUCCAAAUCACCCAGAGGAUGAUGUAGAUCUGGAGGCCCUGGUGAAUGACAUGGCCUCUCUUUCGUCCUAUGAGAGCAUCUAUGCAACCUGUGGGACACAGCAUUCAGACUUCGCCCCACUCUUGCACCGCACUGAUGGCAGUGGGCUCCAUGGCAACAGAGUGGCCCCACUGCCACGGGCCCCUAGUAAUAGAGUGACUGCCCCCCACUCUCCUACCCAAAAGCUCCGGCGAUCACAGCCAAUGCACAUACAGGCCGUCAGGCGACUUCAAGAAGAAGAGUUGCAAGUUCGUCCGGCGUCCUUGCCAGCUAUUCCGAACCCUUUCCCUGAGCUCUGCAGCCCCUCGGGAUCUCCUGUGCUGAGCCCUGGAUCUCUGCCACAGCCAUCGGAGUCACAUAUCAUCAAGGUUUUCAGCGAGGAUGGUGUGGGAAAAGUUGUGGAAGUCCCCGCCGACAUGAUGGCCAGAGAUGUGUGUCAGUUCCUGGUCUACAAGAACCACUGCCUGGAUGACAACUGCUGGUCGCUAGUGGAGCAUCAUUCCCUGCUUGGUCUGGAGAGGUGCCUGGAAGAUCAUGAACUGGUUGUUCCUGUGCAGGCCUGCAUGUCUCCGGAGAGCAAGUUUCUCUUCAGGAAGAACUACGCCAAGUACGAGUUCUUCAGAAACCCACUGAACUUCUUUCCGGAGCAGAUGGUAGCAUGGUGUCAGGAAACGAAUGGCUCUAUCCCACAGUCACAGCUCUUACAGAAUUUCUUGAAUUCCAGCAGCUGUCCAGAGAUCCAGGGCUUCAUUUAUAUGAAAGAGACGGGCCGCAAGUCCUGGAAGAAGCUCUACAUGUUCUUGCGCCGUUCUGGGCUGUACUACACUACUAAAGGAAUGUCUAAGGAGCCAAGGCACCUGCAGUUACUGUCGGACUUAGAGGAGAGCAAUGUUUUCACUGUGACGACAGGCAGAAAGAUGCACAACGCGCCCACAGACUACCAAUUCUGCAUUAAGCCCAGUAAGGGCAGGACAGAACAGAAGGAGUUGAAGAUGCUGUGUGCCGAGGACGAGCAGAGCCGUACGUGCUGGAUGACUGCUUUCAGACUGCUCAAGUUUGGAAUUCUCCUAUAUCAGAACUACAAGAGCCCACACCAGAGAAAGACUGCCAUAUCAAACUUCACCACACCUGUGCGGAGUGUGUCCGAGAAUUCGCUGGUGGCCAUGGAUUUCUCAGGAAGGACGGGUCGUGUGAUUGACAACCCUGUGGAGGCUCAGAGCGCUGCCAUGGAAGAGGGACACACUUGGAGAAAACGGGGUCAGAGAAUGAAUGUUUUGGGAAGCCCCAGUCCUCUACAUCCUUCACCGUUAAGCUCAGUGAUCCACAGGACGCAGUUAUGGUUCCAUGGCCGAAUUAUGAGAGAGGAGUCCCACAGGAUGAUUAUGCAGCAGGGCCAAGUUGAUGGGUUAUUCCUAUUGAGAGACAGCCAGAGCAACCCAAAAGCAUUUGUUCUCACGCUGUGCCAUCAUCAGAAGAUUAAACACUUCCAGAUUUUACCUUUUGAGGAGGAAGGCCAGGUCUUUUUUAGCCUUGAUGACGGCUCUACCAAGUUCACAGACCUGAUCCAUCUGGUAGAGUUCUACCAGCUCAACAGGGGCAUCCUGCCCUGCAAACUCAAACACCCCUGCACCAUGGUGGCCUUAUGACCCCCUCCUGAUCUUUACAAACAACACACACACACACACAAAAGUAACUGAGAAACUGGAUGCUUUUUUCAAUAAUAAUUUCCAGUCAUUUUCACAAUAAGCUGACGCAACCCACAGGCAUGAAAAAGAUCUCUGUUUUUCUCACUGCUCUGGGAUUAGCAUGGAAACGUUUGGGAAUAAUUAUGGGACAAGAUCAACUUCCCGGACACCCUGUCCUUUGGUUUUGACAAGGGUGGCGUUUUUUUAAAAAAAAAUUUUAAACAGUCUCUGUGGUGAUAUUCAUGAACUUUUAACUGAAAUCAAGACUUUUUCAUCAUUCAGGACAUGACACUAGACACCCCCCCCAUGAACUGAUUGGAUCGGGACGGUCGUUUCGUGUGGUGUGUCUGCGGGGACUUGCAUUGCAAAAAGUUACUUGAUGACGAUUGAUAUGUAUUAUGUUAUUUCCUACCUGAACAUUUUGCACUCUCAAGCUGACAACAGGUGAUCCGCUUCAUCCUGAGCUUACCGCAACAACUAUUACCCAUUUGCCUUCCUCCUACAGCUCACCCUUUCAUUUUUUGUCCUCUUCUAAACUCUUCCUGGGGAUUCCCUGUGUAAUGAUGGAUUAGUGCAGCAGAGAUGACAGUAGUGUCAAUUUGAGGUGACAAAUCCUCAGCCAAAUAAUGUAACCCGGUCUUUCAUACAUCGCUAUGUCUAUGUCAGCGAGGAGGGACUAGCCACAAGGGGUAGCAGACUUGCACUUCAAUAAAUUAUACUUGAUUGCUAUGCUUUACCAGCAUAAUAAUUAGUUACGUUUGGAGUUCUAAUCAAGCUUUGCCUUAAAGGAAUGUUCUGGGUUAAAUAUAACUUAAGCUCCAUCAACAUUCUCCAUCGCAUGCUGUUGAUUACAACAGAAAAU
Messenger RNA from Sinocyclocheilus rhinocerous, 2971 nucleotides. RefSeq names its product growth factor receptor-bound protein 10a (gene grb10a). The record is from RefSeq and is a predicted model, not a curated record. Gene Ontology annotation, biological process: insulin receptor signaling pathway; negative regulation of Wnt signaling pathway; negative regulation of insulin receptor signaling pathway. Lineage: Eukaryota; Metazoa; Chordata; Actinopteri; Cypriniformes; Cyprinidae. The transcript has 17 exons. Gene Ontology annotation, molecular function: insulin receptor binding. Bases 220 to 2070 code for a protein of 616 amino acids.